CUUUUCUUCUACUUCUAUCUCAGAAUUAAAUGGCAGGAAGAGAUCAAGCACCAGGAGUCCAUUUCUGUUCACGGUAUUACGGAAGCUAACAAGAGUUUGAUAUCUAACCAAAAAUACUUGCUCUGUGAAAGUUUCAAAUUUCUGUUUCUGCAUCAUCAUUCUUCUCAAGUUCCAUGUCUCAAAACCUCAUGCGACUAAUACUUGUUCUGUGUUCCCUCGGUCUCUUGCUAGAAACAAACUUUGUAGUUGUGUAUGCAGAUGAAGAUUCUCUCCUGCCGAUGGAGAUGACAACAUAUUGCUGUGAUUCUUCUGCAGAAGACAUUCCAUCUGAUGUCCAGAUAAAAAGUCUUAGCCUGAAAGUUAAAGCCAGUGAAGCCGACCUCGAGGACUAUGGUACCCCAGCGCAUCCCCAGAUAUCUGUUUGUAUGUCUCAUAAACAAUUUACCCACAACUUCACUGUCUCUCCUGGACACAAGUUCACCAGACUUCAUUUCUGUCUAGCCUCGUAUCCAGGCCUAAAUGUAUCGGAUGCAUUAUUCUCUGUUAGUGUUGGUCAAUACACUUUGUUGAGAACCUCCCAGUCCUCCUAUUCGAGAGAUUCUUCAGAUAUUAAAUGUGUGAUUCGAGAAUUUGUUAUGAAGGUGGAUGCCCAAAUUCUAAGCAUCACAUUUACCCCCUCAUCUGGUCAUUCUAAAGCCUAUGCAUUUGUGAACAAGAUCGAAAUCAUUACUAUGCCUGCGAAUGUAUACAUGCAAGAUGUUCGACUUCCACUUGUUGGAAAUUCCUCCCAAAUAUAUGCUGUAAAUUACACAGUACUCGAGACAAUGCACAGGGUAAAUGUAGGUGGCGAUGACAUCCCUCCCGAAGGUGAUGCCAGGAUGUGGCGCUCGUGGUCAGGAGAUGAAGAUUACUUUGUUCCUGAUGGAGCCCUCACUUCUAUCCUUCAAUCUAAACUUGGAAUAAAGUACAGCCCUGAGGUGCCUGCCUACACUGCACCAGAGAAGGUUUACUCGACAGCAAGAACAUUAAGUCCAAAAUCUGGUGGAAAUAUGAGCUGGUCAUUCCUUGUGAAUUCGGGGUUCUGCUACCUUGUCAGGCUUCAUUUCUGCGAGAUCACAAGAGAGAUCAGACAAAAUGGAAGGGUUUUCAAAGUCUACAUCAAUAAUAUGACUGCUGGUAUAGUGAGAUGGAGUCGUAUGCCUGGAAGGCCAGUCUAUCGAGAUUAUAUUAUUGAUUGCUCAGAACUAGAUACAGGAAUGGAGGAUCUGCAGAUCACAAUAAGUAGUGAUAAUGGGCCAUCUGAAAGUGAUUGCCAGGGCAUCUUGAAUGGGUUGGAGAUUUUCAAAUUACCAGACUCCAGGGAUAAUUUGGCAGGGCUCAAUCCAUUUGGUACAGCAACUUCUCAUGGUUCGCCUUACAGAGAAGAUAAAGCUACUCGAAUUAGUUUGAGCAUCUUUUAUGGGCUUUUUGCAGUGGUUUUUCUGUUUUCCUUUACACUGUUGUACAUACCUUCCGAGUGGUAUGGCACAUUCUCCCUAUGCCAAAAACGAAGUUCAAAAUGCUGCAAGCCAUUUGGGGAGAACGCCAUCCCAUUGACAAAGAUCAUGUCCACGACCAACAACUUUUCUGAUGACGCUCUCAUUGGAACCGGGGGAUUUGGGAAGGUCUACAGGGGAUCCUUGGAUGGUGGUGCGACUUUGGUUGCUGUAAAGCGUGCCGAUCCUUCUUCACACCAGGGUUUACACGAGUUUCAGACUGAAAUAUCCAUGCUCUCAAAGCUACGCCAUCACCACCUUGUCACCCUUAUGGGGUAUUGCUUGGAGCGCAAAGAAAUGAUACUCAUCUAUAACUUCAUGGGUCGAGGGACCUUGCGAGAACAUCUAUAUAAGACCAACAGCCCUCCACUUCCAUUGAAGAAAAGACUCGAAAUUUGCAUCGGUGCAGCACGUGGGUUACACUACCUCCACACCGGCUGGAAGCAGAUUGUCAUCCACCGAGAUGUGAAGAGCAGCAACAUACUGUUGGACGACAAAUGGGAGGCUAAGGUGUCCGACUUUGGAUUGUCAAAACUUGGGCCCGAUGCAAUGAACCAAUCCGACAUGCAAGUUAGCACUGCAGUAAAAGGAAGCAUAGGAUAUCUUGACCCCGAGUAUUAUCGCCGUCUCAAACUUACAGCAAAGUCAGAUGUGUACUCAUUUGGAGUAGUGUUGUUUGAAGUUCUCUGUGCCAAACCUGCAAUAUUACCUGCCCAUGGGAAUGGGGAUGGACCACAGAGUCUGGCUGAAUGUGCCUUAAAAUGUUAUCAUUCAGGUAUGCUUGGUCAGAUGAUUGAUCCAUAUUUACAAGGAAAGAUCGACCCCGACUGUUUCCGGACAUUCACUGAUGUAGCAGUUAAGUGUUUGGCAGAAACAGGAAGAGAGAGACCCUCAAUGGGAUAUGUUUUAUGGAACCUAGAGCUAGCAUUGCAGCAGCAGAGCAGGGCUGAUGGAGAAAAGCUCAGAGGUCCAGCAGAUAAGAUAUUGGCCGGCAAUUCAUCAAUAUUAGUUGCUCAUCAAUUAUAUAACUCCGAUAAGAAUAUUGGGGCAGAAUUUUCUGAAAUUAUUCACCAAACUGCUCGAUGAAAGAUUUAUAAGUAAGUUAGGUUCUUGUGGUGUAGCUAUAUCUCUUGUUCGCUGCUGCUCCUUGUAAACCUCAAAUUCAUGUAAAUCCUAUUGUGUGAUUGUUCUCAUGUAAUAAGAGUUGAGCUUCGAAUGAU
Eucalyptus grandis is the source of this 2755-nucleotide messenger RNA. Its product is annotated as receptor-like protein kinase FERONIA. Gene Ontology annotation, biological process: protein autophosphorylation. NCBI's taxonomy places the organism in Eukaryota, Viridiplantae, Streptophyta, Magnoliopsida, Myrtales, Myrtaceae. The record is from RefSeq and is a predicted model, not a curated record. Gene Ontology annotation, cellular component: plasma membrane; plasmodesma. Gene Ontology annotation, molecular function: transmembrane receptor protein tyrosine kinase activity; ATP binding. Bases 174 to 2621 code for a protein of 815 amino acids. The transcript has a single exon.